AUGCCGGCGCUGGCUGCCUCUCGCCUCUUCUCGUCGCUCCUCUUGCUUCAAUCACCCUCGGACCCCACCUUCGACCGAAACGAGGUCGCUUCAGCCAGACGAGGCGAGACGCAGACGUUUUGCCCGACGAACUACACUGUAGUGGAUAGCUUCUUCGCUCAGUCCUCUGCACACUUCAACGACUCCGCGGCGUACGAUCCACUCGACGACUCCUUUGGCUUGCUGGACAAGUCAGAAGAACGAUGGCAGCGGUUCGCUGAGCGGAUAGACCGGCUCAAUCGGGAGGCGGACGUAGGAACGGCUUAUAAGGUCUUCUUCGUCGGACGGCAUGGCGAGGGCUGGCACAAUGUCGGCGAGAAGAAGUACGGGACUGAGGCGUGGGACAACUAUUGGAGCAUGCUGGAAGGUGACGGCGAGAUCAAAUGGGGACCGGAUCCGCUCCUCACGCCUCUCGGCGAACGACAAGCUGCUCGCGUCAACUCUGCCUGGAAGCGAGAGCUUCGCGAUGGAGCGCCUUCCCCUCAGAGCUACUACUCAAGCCCGCUUUCUCGCGCUGCUUCGACAUUGGAGAUCACUUGGUCCGACAUCUUAGAAGAGCGCCGUUAUCACAAGAAGCCGCUGAUACGAGAGCAUCUGCGCGAGACGAUGGGCGUUCAUACCUGCGACAAGCGAAACACGAAGACGUACCUCAAGCGGCAUUACCCGUCCUUCAGGCUCGAGGUGCCUUUCUCCGAACAUGACGAGCUCUGGAGCCCCGAUUGGCGGGAAUCGAACCAGCAACACGCGCUCAGAACUCAGCAGGUUCUGAACAAGAUCUUCGCAACCGAUCCUGCGCAGUUCGUCUCAAUAACGGCACACGGCGGCGUUAUCCAGUCCUUCUUGCGAGCGGUCAACCACCGCAAAGUCAGCGUCUCGACAGGCUCGCUCAUCCCCGUGGUCGUCAAGGCUGUCGACUCUCCACGAGCCCACAACGAGCUUCUCGCAGGCGGUCAGAGUCUUGCGGCUCCUCCUCUUCCGCAACCCACUUCUUAUCGCACUGUAGACUUGUAG
Rhodotorula toruloides NP11 is the source of this 1050-nucleotide messenger RNA. RefSeq names its product phosphoglycerate mutase. Gene Ontology annotation, cellular component: cytoplasm. Gene Ontology annotation, molecular function: phosphatase activity. Lineage: Eukaryota; Fungi; Basidiomycota; Microbotryomycetes; Sporidiobolales; Sporidiobolaceae. The transcript has 8 exons. The record is from RefSeq and is a predicted model, not a curated record. Bases 1 to 1050 code for a protein of 349 amino acids.